This is a messenger RNA of Batrachochytrium dendrobatidis JAM81, 749 nucleotides long. Its product is annotated as Ras family GTPase TEM1. The record is from RefSeq and is a predicted model, not a curated record. Gene Ontology annotation, molecular function: GTP binding; GTPase activity. NCBI's taxonomy places the organism in Eukaryota, Fungi, Chytridiomycota, Chytridiomycetes, Rhizophydiales. Bases 9 to 689 code for a protein of 226 amino acids. The transcript is spliced from 5 exons.
CAAGAACCAUGAAUGGAACCCCAGAAACAUCAUCUAGUCAGACACAUAAUGAACAACAGUCACAACAACAACAAUAUCAGCAGCAAAUCCCAGGUAAUCUGACUAUAGCUCCACGGAAAAACAAUGUUGUUAUUAAAGUUGGAAUGAUGGGCGACAGUCAGAUUGGAAAAACAAGCCUUAUGGUCAAAUAUGUCGAAGGUUCCUUUGACGAGGAUUAUAUUCAAACCCUAGGAGUAAAUUUCAUGGAAAAGACCAUUGCUAUUCGAAGCACUGAAAUUACGUUUAGUAUCUGGGAUCUAGGAGGUCAACGGGAAUUUAUCAAUAUGCUGCCAUUAGUCUGUAAUGAUGCAAUAGCAAUAUUGUUUAUGUUUGAUCUGUCUCGCAAGUCGACACUAAACAGUGUCAAGGAGUGGUAUCGCCAAGCAAGAGGAUUCAACAAGACGGCAAUCCCAUUUUUGAUUGGAACAAAAUACGACUAUUUUGCAGCGUCUCCAUAUGAGGAACAGGAAGAAAUCACCAAGCAAGCAAGAAGGUUUGCCAAGGCCAUGCGUGCUCCGCUUAUUUUCUGCUCAACUUCCCAUUCGAUCAAUGUCCAAAAGAUAUUCAAGAUUGUUGUUAGCAAAGCAUUUGAUUUGCGGUGCACCAUUCCUCGUAUUGAAGAGACUGGCGCACCUAUCUUGGAGUACUAAAUAAGAAAUCAAUAGUGCCAAUAUCUUGCUUUAAAUGAACUUUAAACAAAACUAUAUACU